AUGUCCAACGCAGUCAUCAGCGUCCAGCCAUGGCUCAAGUUCACGGCGACCACAGUGGGCCGUGACAAGAUUUACAGAGCCGUCCAGUACUUUUCCCGCUUCCUCGCCUGGUACUUACUCCGACAGGGCUCUUCCAAGGAAACCGUCGCCCGCUUCAACAACCUCAAAAAGACCCUUGCCCUCUCCCGCAAACUGAUGCGCUUCGGUAAACCUGUGGAGCAUUUGGAAGCAGCUGCGAUUGCCACCGGCGUCAAGGACGAGUUCCUCCGCUUCUGUGCCAUCGGCAAGCAGCUGGCCUAUGCUGGCUAUCUGUCGUAUGAUGCCCUCAUCUUUUUGGAUGGCGCGGGAGCAUACAAGUUCACAAAGAUUAAGCGAUACACAGAGUUGGCCAACAAGUUCUGGCUUGCAGGAAUUGUCUUCAGCUUCAUCUCGGGACUCUACAAGACCCGCCAGAUCCAGAUCCGUCGCCAUGCUGCUCUCCGUGGCCUCAAGCACCGUGGCGAGUCUGAGAAGGCUUAUUCCCGCACUGAGUUGUCCGGUUUGGCCAGGGAACAACACGCGCUGAACAAAGUUCUUUUGCAGGAUGGUCUGGAUAUGCUCAUCCCUGCAUCUGGCCUCAGUUAUGUGGACCUGGAUGAUGGCGCUGUUGGUCUUAUUGGUACCGUAACAUCGUUGAUGGGAGCUCAGUCGCACUGGGCUAAAGUGAACAGCAAGUAA
This is a messenger RNA of Linnemannia hyalina, 717 nucleotides long. The record is from the annotation of a GenBank genome assembly. Lineage: Eukaryota; Fungi; Mortierellomycota; Mortierellomycetes; Mortierellales; Mortierellaceae.